UUUUAAUUGACCAGACUUUUGACCGAGUACUUACUGUAAGUACCUCAGAAUCAGAUCCUGGCUGAUAACGAUCUUAUCUUCACGUGACCCGGCUUCUUCCGCGCUCGGAGUCUCUCAUGCGAACCAGCCAGGAAGGGGUUUGAGCAGCUGGCUACCAAGCUCGUAAACCAUCACGAAUUUUCCCUACAGGACGACCUUGUGUAGGCCUUCAACACCGCAUCUUGAGAUCAGUCGUUUUAUCCUCAUGUAGACUUUAUAUCUUCUGUAGCAUCAGUCUAAGACGAUCGAUCUAAGGAUGAUGAGCGGUAAACCCGCUGACGAGGCCGACGCUUACGAGCGCGAGGCCGAGAAUCGUCGCCGUCUCGCUCAGGAAGCCGACGAAAUGGAGCGACGCGAACAAGAACAGGCCGAUAGGCGUCGCCGCGAAGGCUAUCCUCCUGGACCCCCCCAUCACAGCAACGCCGGUUCGAUCCCCAUACACCAACCUGUUGCAUCUCGCGCGAUGGGCGCUAUCCACAGCCCUGGCGGCCUUCUCGCGAACCAUGGUUCAGGGUCCUCCGGUCCCCCAAUGCCCCUUGGUGCUCCAUCAGGGUCUGGCGCAAACUUUGGUGGCCCCCUUCAACCGGAUAAUAGCAGACCUCCGCAGCACGGCGGACCGAAUAACCCGAGUGUCCAGCACCAGAUGUUCGCGCCGAUCCCGCAUACGACCGUUCCACCUAGCAAUUCUCUCGGCGCUGCUAGCGGUGGCCCCCCUGUGUUCGGAGGCCCGUUGCAACAGCGCGACGGCCAGCAACCGAUGCAACAAGGGCUCUACGGUGGCGGUGGUGGGAGCAGUGGCAGUGGUACCGCUGGCGCUGCUGCUGGCCAGGGCCAGACGCAGCAACAAGCGCAAGGCGGCAUUGCCCAUGGCCAGCAACCAAUUUUGAACGUAAGUUACAAUCUUGUAUCGCAAGUUUCGCAUAACGAAAUGACCGUUUGGCGACUCUCUUGCUUGUGGCUUGGCCAUUCAAAGUGGAAAUCAGUGUGGGCUGGUGCGCCGAUACAGGAUGCAGCGCCGCGCCGCGCCGCGUGAACACUCUAUUUCCAAUCCCUCCAUGUCCAUUUGCACCUCUCCUUCAUCAUCCCUCAUUAUAUCCGCCCCCCCCAAAACAAUGCGUAAUUCGUCGACUUGCUCGUAGUCCACAAACCACACGCGACGGCAGCCAUGACGGAGAAGGCGGACA
Molecule: messenger RNA, 1223 nt
Organism: Colletotrichum navitas
Lineage: Eukaryota; Fungi; Ascomycota; Sordariomycetes; Glomerellales; Glomerellaceae
Exons: 2
Coding region: 296-1072 (258 amino acids)
Source: RefSeq, a predicted model, not a curated record